AUGACUGAACAACCUCCACCUUUGCCAUCCGAAUUGCUCCGGAUGGUGACCGAGUUGCGGCAAGUCGUGGCUGAGGAGAACCAAAGAAUGGCAAAUCAAAUCGCCAACUUGAAUAACACUCGAACCGAAAACAAUGACCGACAAGAACGGACAGAAGAAGCCGAGCAGCAGUCGGGGCCAACACAUGUCCCAGACACUGCUCGACAGGAAGGGGAGCAGCCCGAACAUAAUGAGGACACUCAGAAAAACGUCGACAAUGACGAUCAGGAAAGCUCCCCUGGACCAUUCACGGCGGAGGUGAUGAACUUCGUGCUGCCUCGAAGGUUCACCCUGCCGACCACCCUAACUCCCUAUGAUGGGUUAGGUGAUCCGAAGAAAUACAUCAAAAAGUUCACCUCCAUAAUGAUAGUAAACGGUGCAUCUGAUAAAGUUUUAUGUCGUUGUUUUUCAUCUUAUUUAGACGGUCCUGCACUUGAUUGGUUUUGUUCUUUGCCUGUAGGUUCCAUUUCUCGAUUCCGAGACAUAUCAAAACCCUUUGAGGAGCACUGUGCUGGAUCUGCCAUCUACCUUCACGACUCCGAUUACCUGAACACAGUCAAGCAAGGCCAGCACGAAAGCCUCAAGGACUACAUGACGCGCUUCACAAAGAUAGCCAUAAGCAUACCCGACCUCCACCCCGAGGUAGAACUACACGCCAUAAAAAGUGGAUUAAGACCAGGAAAGUUCCAGGAAACUAUUGUUGUGGCCAAACCAAAAACUAUGGCCGAAUUCCGUGAAAAAGCUAAAGGACAAAUUGAUAUCGAAGAGCUUCGACAAGCUCGGAAAAUAGAAAAGCCUCACUAUAAAGAUGACGACAAGCCACGGGACAGCAAGAAGAAUUUCAAACCGAUCCCACGAUAUGAGACCUACACCAAAUUCAACACCAAGCACGAUGACAUCAUCAAGGAGAUCUUGAAUUCAAAGUUAAUCAAGCCACCACGAAAAGCUGGCAAUUACCCAGAUUCAAAAGGCACUGAUCGAUCAAAGUACUGCUCUUUCCACCAGAAGCAUGGACACAAUACCGAUGACUGCGUCAUCGCCAAAGACCUGUUGGAGCGAUUAGCUCGGCAAGGUGGAGGAGCCACAAGUUCGGCACGGAAAAGAUCUUACCGAGCUAUCCUUUCCAUCAACGCCGAUCAAAGUCAACAGCAGCCGCCACCUACAUCUCCACAGAUAACAUUCCAUACAGCCGAUCAUGACAACAGCGUAGCAAAUCUGGAUGAUCCCGUCGUAAUCUCCUUACAGCUCGGUGAUCUCCUAAUUAAAAAGGUGUUGCUCGACCCAGGCAGCAGCGCCGACGUUCUCUUUUACUCGACUUUCCAGAAAAUGAAACUAAGCGAUAACAUCAUCCGACCUUCCAUUGGUGAUUUGGUAGGAUUCUCAGGUGAGCGAGUCCCGGUUAUGGGCUCAGUGUGGUUACAAACCACACUCGGUAAGUUUCCUUCGUCAAAAACUUCAGACAUUCAAUACUUAGUCGUUGAUUGCUUCAGUCCCUAUAAUAUUAUACUUGGCCGACCUUUCUUAAAUAAGUUCGGCGCUAUAGUAUCUACAAUUCAUCUUUGUGUUAAGUUCCCUUUGCAGGAUAACACAAUUGCAACCAUUCAUAGUGAUGCCCGAGAAGCCAGGGAAUGCUACAACAAUAGUCUCAAAAGACCUCACCGUAACACAAAUGCCCAGGUCCACAAUAUCGGCAACACGAACAACCAAGACAUGCUAGCCGACCUUGAUCCUAGAGCAGGAACACUGGAAAGGCCGACUCCAACAGAAGACCUAGAUAAAAUCUACUUCACAGAAAACACAGAUAAGUUCACAUACGUCGGCUCAACAUUAUCUUCAGACGAAAAAUCUUCAUUCCGAACAUUCUUACAACAAAAUGCCGACCUAUUCGCGUGGACCCCAGCUGAUAUGCCAGGCAUCGAUCCAUCCAUCAUAUCACACAAGUUAGCACUAGAUCCAUCUAUCCGACCUGUGGCACAAAAAAGAGAAAUCUCGGGCACGACCGAAAGCAAGCUUCCCUAG
Molecule: messenger RNA, 2058 nt
Organism: Arachis ipaensis
Lineage: Eukaryota; Viridiplantae; Streptophyta; Magnoliopsida; Fabales; Fabaceae
Source: RefSeq, a predicted model, not a curated record